This is a messenger RNA of Diabrotica virgifera virgifera (western corn rootworm), 6059 nucleotides long. Its product is annotated as valine--tRNA ligase. The transcript has 14 exons. Gene Ontology annotation, cellular component: cytoplasm; cytosol. The record is from RefSeq and is a predicted model, not a curated record. Bases 86 to 3241 code for a protein of 1051 amino acids. Gene Ontology annotation, molecular function: ATP binding; valine-tRNA ligase activity; aminoacyl-tRNA deacylase activity. Gene Ontology annotation, biological process: valyl-tRNA aminoacylation. Lineage: Eukaryota; Metazoa; Arthropoda; Insecta; Coleoptera; Chrysomelidae.
CAUACUUAAUUGUAGGUUAUGAUAAACGUCACUGUCACUUUCUUUUAUCGUGCUCGUGCAAAUACACCAAGAAGUGCAUUUGACCAUGGCUGAUGAAAUAAAAAAUGUAGUGGAAAAUGGGGGCGAUGCGCCUCCCAAGACAGCUAAACAGCUUGCCAAAGAAGCCGCCAAACAAGCUAAAUUGGAUAAACUGAAACAGAAAUUAGAGAAACAGCAAAAUGCAGCUCCCAAGAAGGAUAAAGAAGAGAAAAAAGAGAAAAAGAAAGAAGUAAAAGAGGCAGCAACCUACAGUAUCUCGACAUUAGAAGGAGAGAAGAAAGACACCACAGUGGCUUUACCUGAUGCCUAUAGUCCCAAAUAUGUAGAAGCCGCGUGGUAUAGUUGGUGGGAAAAGAAACAGUUCUUUAAACCUGAAUAUGGGAGAAAGUCAAUACUAGAGCCAAAUGCCAACGGGAAGUUUGUUAUUAUUAUUCCUCCACCUAAUGUAACUGGGGCUCUACAUUUGGGACAUGCUUUGACUAGUUCAAUACAGGAUUCUCUAGUUAGAUGGCAUAGGAUGAAAGGAGAGACAACUUUGUGGAAUCCAGGCUGUGAUCAUGCUGGAAUUGCUACUCAGGUAGUUGUGGAGAAGAAGUUAUGGAGAGAAGAAAAGAAAACUCGUCAUGACAUAGGAAGAGAGAAUUUUGUCCAAAAAAUUUGGAAAUGGAAGGAUGAAAAAGGCGUAAGGAUUUAUCACCAGUUGAAAAAAAUGGGAGCAUCUUACGAUUGGGACAGAGCUGCAUUUACCAUGGACCCAAAAUUAUGUAAAGCCGUAGUGGAAGCAUUCGUGAGACUUCACGAUGAUGGCACCAUUUACAGAUCAAACAGAUUGGUCAAUUGGUCCUGUACGCUGAAAUCUGCCAUUUCUGAUAUUGAGGUGGACAAAGUAGAACUGCCUGGUCGAACUUUCCUGUCAGUACCGGGAUAUGAUGAAAAGGUAGAGUUUGGUGUUUUAGUUCACUUCGCAUACCAAGUGGAAGGAUCUGAUGAAAAACUGAUAGUAGCCACAACUCGUGUGGAAACAAUGUUGGGUGAUACGGCUGUUGCUGUGCAUCCAGAUGAUGAAAGGUAUACACACUUACACGGAAAAUACGUGACCCACCCAUUCUGUGAUAGAAAACUACCAAUAGUUGUGGAUGAUUUCGUAGAGUUAGGAUUCGGUACUGGAGCUGUUAAAAUUACACCUGCCCACGAUCCUAAUGAUUACGAAGUGGGGAAAAGGCACAACUUACCUUUUAUUAACAUCUUUGAUGACGAGGCAAUCAUCGUUGGAGAUUAUGGAAAGUUCACAGGAAUGAAACGAUUCCAUGCCAGAAAAGAAAUUGUAACAGCUUUAAAAGAAAAGGGUCUUUAUAUAGACACGAAGAACAACCCUAUGGUGGUGCCCAUUUGUAAUCGUAGCAAAGAUAUUGUGGAACCUAUGCUGAAGCCUCAGUGGUAUGUACGAUGUGGUGAGAUGGCUCAGGAAGCCGUAAAUGCCGUUAACAACGGUGACCUGAAAUUAAUUCCUGAAGUGCACGUAAAAAUCUGGCAUCACUGGAUGGAAGGUAUCCGCGAUUGGUGUAUAUCAAGACAGCUGUGGUGGGGUCAUCGAAUUCCUGCGUAUUUCGUCACUAUGAAGAGCAAACCACAACAAAAGCUUUUGCCAGGAAGCGAUGAUGGAGAAUUUUGGGUAUCCGGAAGAACCAAAGAAGAGGCAUUAAAGAAGGCUGUGAAAAAAUUCAACGCUAAAGAAGAUGACUUAAUCUUGACUCAAGAUGAAGACGUGUUGGACACCUGGUUUUCUUCUGGUUUGUUCCCGUUUUCGAUCUUCGGAUGGCCUGACGAAACUCAAGAUCUGCAAGCCUUUUAUCCUACUUCUUUAUUGGAAACUGGCCACGAUAUUUUGUUCUUCUGGGUAGCUAGAAUGGUCUUCUUGGGCAAAAAGUUGUUAGGAAAACUGCCGUUUAAAGAAGUUUACUUGCAUCCUAUAGUACGUGAUGCCCACGGAAGGAAGAUGAGCAAAUCCCUAGGCAACGUAAUUGAUCCCAUGGACGUCAUAACGGGGAUGUCACUGGAAGGUCUUCAACAACAACUGAUCGACGGCAAUCUAGACGCUAAAGAAGUAGAGAAGGCUAAACAAGGACAGAAACAAGACUACCCUGAUGGAAUACCUGAGUGUGGUACUGACGCUCUUCGGUUCGCGUUGUGUGCUAUGUGUUCUGGAAGAGACAUAAAUCUGGAUAUUAUGCGUGUUCAAGGAUACAGAUUUUUCUGUAAUAAGAUCUGGAAUGCUACAAGAUUCGCCUUGACAUAUUUUGCCGCUGAUUUCGAAGCUCCACUCGAUAAUAAAUUGAUCGGAAAUGAAAGUUUGAUGGAUUUGUGGAUGCUUAGUAGACUAGCAACUGCGAUUACUGAUGCCAAUAGAAGUUUCGCUGCUUAUGAUUUUGCUGCAGUUACCACAGCUAUAUAUAACGUAUGGCUAUAUGAACUCUGUGAUGUAUAUUUGGAAAUCUUGAAACCCGUGUUUGCCAGUGACGACGAUGAAGCCAAAAAGACCGCUCAGAUUACCCUGUACAGAGCUUUAGAAAUAGGUCUACGUCUUCUAUCUCCCUUCAUGCCGUUCAUCACCGAGGAAUUGUACCAGAGACUACCCAGGCCGAAAGAGGUUGCCCAGAUAGUGCCGAGUAUUUGUGUAGCUUCGUAUCCGAGCGAGAAGGAGUAUUACAGGUGGAAGAACGAAGAUAUCGAAGACGAAGUGGACUUUGUACAGCGUGUGGUGAAGAGCAUUAGGUCCAUCAGGGGGGAUUAUAAUCUUCAGAAUAAAACAAAAACUGAAGUAUAUAUUCAGUGUAACGACGAAAUGACAGCCGAAAUCAUCCUCAACUACGAAUCAGCCCUUCAAACCUUAGCGUACUGCUCGAAAUCACCGGUAAAUGAAACAGCGCCCCCUGGCUGUACCAUAAUCACCGUUUCCGACAAAUGUGAAGUCAAUUUACUAUUAAAAGGUCUCAUCGAGCCUUCCAAGGAAAUCACGAAGAUCCAGAAAAAACUAGACUUCUUACAGACGACGAGAGAGCGGCUGAAUAAAACCAUGGAAGCUCCAGAUUACGAAUCGAAGGUGCCUUCAGAAGUGAGACACUCCAACGAGGACAAACUUAGCCAGACUAGCGCAGAAAUUAGCCGACUAGAGGCCGCGCUCAGUUCGCUGAGAUUAAUGUAAAGUUUUUUAUACCGUUUUAUACCAAGCUUGUUAAUAUGUUUUUAUUUAUUUGUAGCAUAAUGAACAAUGUUGCACAAAGAAUAUUGUAUUUUCUUUAACCCGCUACAUAGACCAGGGCAUUUAGCUCAAAAUAAAUUGAUUUUUAAAUAGAGCACCUAGAGACUUACAAGUUUUUGCAUUGGGUUCAGGAUUAUGUCAGGAAAAAGUCUACUAUAGAAAACUGGGUGGAAAUGCAUAGUUGCAUAAGUGCAUAAAUUGAAACCAUUUCCUCAGGUUUGAAGGAUUAUUUUCAGUAAUCUGUAUUUAGUGCCGUUUCUCAUUAUGUGUCCGUAUACAACUUUCUCCUUGUAAUCGUAUACAUCCCUUCUCUUUCUUUCCCCAUUCUUUGGUCAUUUGGAUUUGAAUGUAUAGUCACACCUCGAAGGUUUUAAGUUUUUCUCCAUCGCUUCAAUGAGUGUCCAGGAUUUAACUCCGUAGUAUAAUAUUGAGAAGAUAUAACAUCGUAGGAGCCUUACUUUUAUCUCGAGAUUGAGGUUGUGGCUUUCAAAGAGUUUGGACAUGCUUUUGAAUGCACUCCUAGCCUUCUUUAUUCUACAUUUUACUUCUUGUGAGUGAUCCCAUUGUUCGUUUACUAUUGUUCCAAGUUAGGUAAACUGUUUUACUCGGUCCACUGGCGUAUUCUUGAUAAGCAGUUGGACGUCUGUAAUUUUAUUUUUCCUGAUGACCAUAAAUUUAGUUUUUGAUAUGUUUACUUGUACUUGUAGUCCAAAUCUUUCACUUACGUAAUUUACUUUGUUGAUUAGUUGCUUUAAACUGUCUGCAAAAAUAACGCUAUCAUCUGCAUAGCGGAUGUUGUUUAGGCGUUCUCCAUUUAGAAGUGUUCCAUGGUCGAAAUUUUCCAAGGCUUUGUUAAAUAUUUCCUAUGAAUAUAGGUGAAAGUAUACAUCCUUGUCUAAGCCCUCGCAGAAUCUGGAUCGCUUCCGUCGGUUCAUCUUCAAGAUUUGUUCUUAUUGUGGCUGAUUGGUUCCAGUGUAAAUUUUGUAUUAUACGCCGGUCUUUAACAACCAUUUGAGCUUUUGUUAGAACAUCCAUCAUUUUUCAAUGUUGAACUGUAUCAAAUGAUUUUUGGUAGUACACAACCCAGGCAACCAAACAACGUUUUUAUAACGUAGAUAACACGUCGUAAAAAUGACCAAUUAACGUGUUUCUAGACGUAGUACUGACGUUGAAAAUUACGUGUAUUUGUCUCAUCGAUUUGAGGUCAUAAUUGUGACGAUUUUAAAACGUCAUUGUACCUACGUUUUUUUCACGUCGAGAUGGUGACGAUUUUCAAACGUCAAAAAGAUGACGACUUUUACACGUCGCCGUCGGUAAAAUCAAGUCUUUAAUACUUUCAAAAAGUGACCUCUUUGAGAUGUUUCAAAAUAGUAUAAAAAAUAGGUAACAUGAAAAUGUAGGCUACAAAUUAAUUUAAUUAAACUCGAUAACACAUAAUUAGUUCAUUAACAGAAAAUAUACAUCAAAAACAAAUAAGCAUAACCUCAAAUAGUUGACAAGAAGAAUUACUGCAUUAAACUAACUCGCUAAGCAAAAACGAAUAAAAAAUUAACACGUUUCUUCAAAUAUCUAAAUCUAAAUAUCUAAAUGAAAAGUCUUAUUUUAUCACACAAGACACAAACCACGUAAACAAUAAAUGAGAAAUUUCUUAUUAACAACGUUAUAAACGAAAUUGUUUGGAGUCAAUACAAACUUGAAUACAAACAAGCUUUUUAAGCUCCUCCCAAUUUUGUGACGUCAGACUUGGCUGUCUAAAAUGAAAACUUUUUUAAACGUAUUUUAACGUGAUUAAUCUUACGUAUUUAAAAUCACCUACAAAAGACGUAUAUAUGACGUAAUGUUUAAACACAUGUAUAUAUUCAACCAAAGUUGACGUUUCCUCGACGUUAUAUGAGGUCACUUGGUUGCCUGGGAAAGCAGGUGUAGAUAUGGAAUGAGUAGAUUAUAAUAAUGUGCCUCUCGCAAUGUUAACAACAGCGCAAUGUCACUAACUGUACUAAAAACUGUUAAAACUUUUGGUUAGUGUACGUAAAAAGCUGUAGCUCUCUAUUCUAUAGUAUUUUUACUACAAAAGCGAUAUUACGUAGGUGAAAAUUUUUAACGUAAGAGAACUGUCAAAACAUUAGAAUGUGACUUUUAAUUAUUGCCAUGUUUAUAAUAAACAUGGAAAUAAUGAAAAGUCACAUUCUAAUGUUUUGACAGUUCUCUUGACUUUUAAUUAUUGCCAUGUUUAUAAUAAACAUGGAAAUAAUGAAAAGUCACAUUCUAAUGUUUUGACAGUUCUCUUACGUCAAAAAUUUUGACCUACGUAAUAUCGCUUUUGUAGUAAAAAUACUAUAUGUACCUAUUAUGCAAAGUUGAUCAAAUCAAAACAACCUACUUCUUUGCCUAAAAACAUGCGGGAUAUAUUUUACUUUCACCUGUGAGAGACUACGACGUAUUCUUUGCGCAAUUUUGUUCAAACUGUGACUAUAGAGCAUAAUAAUUAUAUGUUCCCUCGUGGCUAUAUAACUGAUAUUUUGUCAAAAUUUUAAAGUUUAAAAUUGCUGCAGGCAGCAAUAGUUUAGUAAUUCAACGUUUUGAGCUAUACAGCCAUGUUUUAAUAAUAUAUUUAUAUAUAAGUUGCUGUAGUAGGAUGAUAGCCUUGUUCACUGAAACCACUUUUCAAUUUUUAUACUAAAUAAUAGCCCCAGUAUUCUGCCCAUACCAAAAAUGUAUCCUUUCAUAACUGACACAAUGCUGAAAUAAAUAUUUAUACACA